UUGCGGUGUGUUACGUCUUAAAUCUGCGCAAGGCUGAGUUGGCGUUUGAAAGGAGGUCGCAUUUUACCUGCGGACUGAGACAGCUUCCAUCAUGACUAAACUUCUGGAGUGGCUGUUCGGUGUGUCGUUCGUCCUGGUCGCCUGGGCUGUGGUGUCUUUCGACCUGUUGGACCUGAGCCUCCCGCAGACCUACAGAGAGGUGGCCUGGCCCAUGCCUUUGUACCUGCUGGUUUCAUUUGGCUGCUACUCCUUAGCUACUGUGGGAUACAGGGUGGCCACAUUCAAUGACUGUGAAGAGGCAGCGAAAGAACUACAGGAGCAGAUAAAAGAAGCCAAAGAGGACUUGAGGAAAAAGGGCUUGAAGAUGUAGAACUCGAAAAGGACUAUGUAGGAACUUACGUGAGACUUGCAGGGAAACAUGGACCACUGCAGUCCAGGAUAGAAACUUUGAAUGUUGAGUGUUGCUCAGAAAUUGUUUGUUACUGAGAAUGUCUAAAUGUGAGGAUGUGAUGGAACUCCUUAUACUUGUUUCUAGCAGAUGUGAUCUGAACAUCCAUCAUGACAUUUUUGCAGAAUUGUUUGUGUUUACACAGUUUGAUUUACUGACAUUUUAAAAUAAGAUAUGGAUCACUUGUCUUCAUCUAAUGAGGAGUGUAAGAGAUGGUGUUUCAUUUCCUUGAUUAGUCAAGUAUGACAGUAGAGGAGUUUACACAAUGUGGAAAAUGUUCAAAAUCAGCCUCACAACAUAAGAAACUUGUUGAAACUAAAUUACACUCAUCAGGGUUUCCACUCUUGUCACUGUGCUUGGUGGUAAACUGAUUCCACACAUCACCUCCGCUGAUGUGCUACGUUGUCAUCAUGUAAUCUUUUGCUGAUAAUUGAAAUGUCAGCAAAUGAAACCCAAAGGUCACAUCAGCAGCAAUCUGACAGUUUGCAUUGUUUUCAGUCUGCCUUGUCUCCAAAAUGCUAGUAAACAGUGUAUAUUUUGUUUGUUGUGUGUCUGGAGAUCGUUGCUUGUCUGUACAGAUGGACCAGAUUUUAUUUGUAUAGAAGUGUACAUUCCGUUGUCCGUUUUCAGACUUGUGCCCUAUGGACAUAAUUAAAUUGGAAUCUAUUUUCUUCA
Molecule: messenger RNA, 1123 nt
Organism: Sphaeramia orbicularis (orbiculate cardinalfish)
Lineage: Eukaryota; Metazoa; Chordata; Actinopteri; Kurtiformes; Apogonidae
Gene: dpm3
Product: dolichyl-phosphate mannosyltransferase subunit 3, regulatory
Exons: 2
Coding region: 92-370 (92 amino acids)
Biological process (GO): GPI anchor biosynthetic process
Cellular component (GO): dolichol-phosphate-mannose synthase complex; endoplasmic reticulum membrane
Source: RefSeq, a predicted model, not a curated record